This is a messenger RNA of Siniperca chuatsi (mandarin fish), 2449 nucleotides long. RefSeq names its product E3 ubiquitin/ISG15 ligase TRIM25-like. Gene Ontology annotation, molecular function: zinc ion binding; protein binding. The coding region runs from base 89 to 1801 and encodes 570 amino acids. The record is from RefSeq and is a predicted model, not a curated record. The transcript is spliced from 7 exons. NCBI's taxonomy places the organism in Eukaryota, Metazoa, Chordata, Actinopteri, Centrarchiformes, Sinipercidae.
AAGAAAUCUCGCGUCCCGCUCAAAUCUCGCAUGAACAGUGGUUUUGCCUUGAAUCUGCACACUUCAGGCUCCACCGAGUUGAACGAAGAUGGAAGUGAGAUGUAACGAGUUGACAAUUCUGUCUAAUAAUCAGAGAAAACGAAAGUUAAAGAGAGCUGUGAUGAAGAUGGCAGCGAGCUGUAAAGAUCCGGAUCCUUUAUCCUGCUCAAUAUGCUUGGACAUAUUGAAAAGCCCUGUGACUCUUCAUUGUGGCCACAGCUACUGUAUGGACUGUGUAAAUGGCUACUGGGACCAGGAGGAUCGCAGAGAUGUUUACAGCUGCCCCCAGUGUAGACACACUUUCACCCCCAGACCUGUGUUGAACAAGAACACAGUGCUGGCUGAUCUGGCAGGGAAAAUGUUAGGGGCAGAACAACCCACCCCUCUUGUGAAGGAUGAUGUCGGCCCGGGGGACGUGGAGUGUGAUUUCUGCACUGUGAGGAAGCUGAAAGCUGUCAAGUCUUGUCUGGUGUGUCUGGCUUCUUACUGUGCUACUCACUUGCAGCCCCACUAUGAGUCUGCUGCGUUCAAAAGGCACAAACUAGUGGAAGUCUCUGCCUCCUUACAUGAGAAGAUCUGCUCUAAGCAUGACAAGCUGCUCGAAGUCUAUUGUCGCAGUGACGGCCAGUGCAUUUGCCUGCUUUGUGUGAUAGAUGAGCACAAAGGUCAUGACACUGUUUCGGCUGCAGCAGAGAGGAAAGAGAUACAAAAACAAUUUGGAAAGACAAAACAAAGAUACCAGCGGGGAAUACAGGAGAAAGAGAAGCAGCUGCAGCAGCUGAGACAGAAAAUGAAAGCACUGCAGUGUUCUGGAGAUGCAGCGGUUGAUCAAAAUGAGAAGGCCCAUGCUGAAAUUGUCCUGAUGGCGACUAAAAGGCGUUGUGCUGUGGAGGAGCUGAUCAGAGUUCAGGAGAAGGCUGCAACGAGCCGCGCUGAGGCACUCGUGGAUAAGCUGGAGAAGGAGAUCUCUGAGCUGAGAAAGGGAGAGGAUGAACUGAAGCAGCUGUCACUCACUGAGGAUCACAUUCAUUUCCUGCAGAGCUGCCAGUCCGUUUUUGACUGUCCAGAACUCGACGCAUCCUCUGAUUUCAACAUCCUUCUACACACAACUUUUGACUUUGUGACAAAGGCUAUUUCUAAUUUGACAGACAAAAUGGAAAACAUGGCAAAAGCUAUUGCAGAAAUAUCUGAGACAAUUCAAGCUGAUCCUGAUCCUAAGACAAGACAGGAGUUCUCCCUUUAUUCCUGCCACCUCAGUUUGGAUCCCAACACAGCAUUUAUAAACCUGUUGCUCUCUGAGGGCAACAGCAAAGCAACCUGGAUUAAAAAAGCUCAGAGGUAUCCAUGCCACCCAGAGAGAUUUACCAAAUAUGAUCAAGUGUUGUGCACUGAAGGUUUAACUGGUGUUUGCUACUGGGAGGUUGAAUGGCGGGGGCCCAGGGUUGAGGUUGCUGUGUGCUAUAAAGGGGCACAGCAGGAAGAAAGUGGCUUUGGAUAUACAGACCAGUCCUGGUGCAUUUCCCUUUCAAAAUUUGGUUGCACCUUUUGGCACAGUGGAAUCAAAACCAAAAUAUCCAUCACCUGCUCCUCUACUGUAGGAGUGUAUCUGAACCAUAAGACAGGGAGCCUGUCCUUCUACAGCGUGUCUGAUUCUGAUAAAAUGAUGCUCCUUCACAGAGUUCAGACCACUUUCUCCCAGCCUCUGUACCCUGGGUUCAUGGUCUCCAGAGGAGCCUCAGUUACGAUAAUGUCACCAAAGUAAAGGGCAUCCACUGUCAAGGUGGCCUAAGUGAAGCAUCACUAUUACAGUGUAUGUGUUAAACACCAGUGCCACAAAGGUGUUCACUCCAAAAGUAUUGUCUGUUGAUCAUUAAACUUAAAGCUUCAUUGUAUUCUUUAAAAUGUUCAUUGUUUGCAAGGAAAAGGCUGAAGAUAAUAAUGGCACAGAUGUGAGUUGUGUAUGUUACAUGUUUCUCUUCCUGUAAUGAAUCCAUUUCAACUGUAAACUCAGCAUUUUGUUGCUUGUGACUGUUAAAGUGUUAAAGUUACUAGAAUAAUUAUAUAUAAAAACGUUCAUAACUAACAGAAGUCAGACUCCUCUAGCUUAGCCAUGUGUUUACUAAUGUUAAUAGAAGUUGUGAUUACUAGUUUGGGUACUUUAUAAUUUUAUACCAAUACAAUUUCCUGCUGUUUGUGUUAGUUAAAUAAGGAUAAAAUAUUGAUUUUGUCAAAUCAAAUAAAUGUUUAUGGCACAAUUUGUAUAGGCCAUUUGUGAAGCACACUAGCUGUGCUAAAAGGAAAUAAAUACAUUUAUUAGGAACAAAUAAUAAUAAUAAUAAUUAUAAUAAUUUUGUAUUUUUUUAGUAUUUUGUUUGGAAAUAAAAUAGAGAGAGAAACAAUCCCAGUGAAA